Pseudophryne corroboree (corroboree frog) is the source of this 1884-nucleotide messenger RNA. RefSeq names its product plasma membrane calcium-transporting ATPase 2-like. Gene Ontology annotation, molecular function: PDZ domain binding; ATP hydrolysis activity; P-type calcium transporter activity. Gene Ontology annotation, biological process: regulation of cytosolic calcium ion concentration; calcium ion transmembrane transport. The record is from RefSeq and is a predicted model, not a curated record. The transcript is spliced from 12 exons. NCBI's taxonomy places the organism in Eukaryota, Metazoa, Chordata, Amphibia, Anura, Myobatrachidae. The annotation marks the transcript as partial. Gene Ontology annotation, cellular component: postsynaptic density membrane; plasma membrane; intracellular membrane-bounded organelle.
AUGUUUAACAUCCUAUUUCUGUUUUGUUUUAAUCAUCAUUACACAGGUGUGAAAAAGGAGGAAGCAGCGCAUCUACCAGUCGGCUCCGCCCAUCCAUCUUCUCACCCACCUGCAGCUACAGACGGUGCCGCAGGGCCAAACGCCAUCGAUAAUGCAAAUGCCAACUUAGUGAAUGGCAGAAUGCAGGAUGGGAAUGUGGAGAUCAUCCAGACUAAAGCCAAACAGCAGGAUGGAGCGGCGGCGAUGGAAAUGCAACCCUUGAAAAGCGCUGAGGGAGGAGACGGGGAUGAAAAGGAGAAAAAGAAAUCAAACCCGCAUAAAAAGGAAAAGUCUGUGCUACAGGGAAAGCUGACAAAGCUGGCCGUGCAGAUCGGGAAAGCCGGUUUGGUAAUGUCGGCGAUCACGGUGAUUAUCUUGGUGCUGUACUUUGCUAUUGAUACAUUUGUUGUCAAUAAAAUCCAGUGGUUGCCGGAGUGCACGCCCAUCUACAUCCAGUACUUUGUGAAGUUCUUCAUCAUCGGUGUGACCGUGCUGGUUGUGGCCGUCCCGGAAGGGCUUCCUCUGGCUGUCACUAUAUCCCUGGCAUAUUCAGUAAAAAAAAUGAUGAAAGAUAAUAAUCUGGUGCGACAUUUAGACGCAUGUGAGACAAUGGGAAACGCCACAGCCAUCUGCUCCGAUAAGACCGGAACGCUGACUACAAACCGAAUGACUGUGGUUCAAGCCUUUAUUGGUGAUGCCCACUAUAAGGAAAUCCCGGGCCCUGAUGCCCUGCCAGCCAAAACCUUAGAUCUUCUAGUACAUGCCAUAGGCAUCAACAGCGCGUACACCUCCAAGGUCCUGCCUGCAGAAAGGGACGGUGGGCUACCACGGCAAGUUGGAAACAAAACCGAGUGUAGUUUAUUGGGAUUUGUGUUGGAUCUAAAGCGAGAUUACCAGACGGUGCGGAGCGUCAUCCCAGAGGAGAAACUCUACAAAGUCUACACCUUCAAUUCCGUCAGGAAGUCCAUGAGCACCGUGGUCAAACUGCAGGAUGGCAGCUUCCGCAUGUACAGCAAAGGUGCUUCCGAGAUCAUCCUGAAGAAGUGUUCUAGAAUCUUGAAUGGAGCCGGGGAACCCCGUAUUUUUAGACCCAAAGAUCGUGAUGAGAUGGUAAAAAAGGUGAUAGAACCCAUGGCCUGUGACGGACUCAGAACAAUCUGUAUUGCAUACCGGGACUUUGACCAGAAUCCAGAACCAGACUGGGACAAUGAGAACGAUAUUGUGACCGAUCUGACCUGCAUCACUGUAGUUGGCAUUGAGGAUCCAGUCAGGCCAGAGGUACCAGAAGCGAUAAGAAAAUGCCAGCGUGCCGGCAUCACUGUGCGAAUGGUGACGGGCGAUAACAUCAAUACAGCGCGUGCCAUUGCCAUUAAAUGUGGCAUCAUACACCCAGGAGAAGACUUCCUCUGCAUUGACGGAAAAGAAUUUAACAGGAGGAUUCACAACGAGAAGGGGGAGAUUGAACAAGAGCGGAUUGAUAAAAUCUGGCCCAAAUUGAGGGUCCUGGCUCGUUCCUCACCCACUGACAAACACACCCUGGUGAAAGGUAUCAUAGACAGCACCCAGUUGGAGCAGCGGCAGGUGGUUGCAGUAACCGGAGAUGGAACUAAUGAUGGUCCUGCGCUGAAGAAAGCAGACGUGGGAUUUGCUAUGGGGAUUGCGGGCACUGAUGUUGCUAAAGAGGCCUCUGACAUCAUCCUUACAGAUGACAACUUCAGCAGUAUAGUGAAGGCUGUGAUGUGGGGACGCAAUGUAUACGACAGUAUCUCCAAGUUCCUGCAGUUUCAGCUGACUGUCAAUGUGGUGGCUGUCAUUGUGGCCUUUACCGGGGCCUGCAUUACACAG